Molecule: messenger RNA, 1188 nt
Organism: Pelodiscus sinensis (Chinese soft-shelled turtle)
Lineage: Eukaryota; Metazoa; Chordata; Testudines; Trionychidae
Product: olfactory receptor 51G2-like
Biological process (GO): G protein-coupled receptor signaling pathway
Cellular component (GO): plasma membrane
Molecular function (GO): olfactory receptor activity; G protein-coupled receptor activity
Source: RefSeq, a predicted model, not a curated record
AUGACAGUUGUUACAGCAUCAUCCGACCAUACAACUGUGUGGGAGGAAGGCAGCCUUGGGACUAAUUGCAACUACAUGAACAGUGCUGACAAGGUUGGAUUCCAAGAAUACAGCCUGCACAAAGCCAAACAAUUCAAGUUCCCUGAUGGCCAAUUGACCCCAAAGGAAGUGAAGACCUCCGGUGUCAGCAUCUCCCUUCUAGCAGGAACUGGGAAGAAAAGUUCCAAACUCCUUGUAUCUGCUCAGUAUAUGAUGUCAGCUCUCAAUGACACCACAUUCUCACAUGCCGUGUUUCUUCUCACCAGGAUACUUGGGCAGGAAAAUGCCCAUCUCUGGAUCGCUAUCACCUUCAGCUUAAUUUAUGUUACUGCGAUAGUAGGUAAUUCAGUCAUUCUGUUCAUUAUAAAAACAGAUCCAAGCCUCCAUGAGCCCAUGUACAUUUUCCUUUCCAUGUUGGCCCUCACAGACCUUGGCUUUUUGAUAGCCACCAUGCCAACCACCCUGGGCCUUUAUUUCUUUAAUUUUAGGGAGAUCAACCUCCACGCCUGUUUCCUCCAGCUGUACUUUGUUGGCUUCCUUCUGUACACUGAAUCUGGUGUGCUCUUGUUGAUGGCCUUUGACCGCUUCAUCGCCAUCAGUAACCCACUGAGAUACGCCUCCAUCUUAACCCUGCCGAGAAUAGCCAAGAUGGGGCUGGUGAGUGUGAUAAGAGCACUUACUGUGGUAAUCCCACUCCCUGUUUUCCUGAGGCAGUUCCAAUACUGUCAAUCCAAUGUCCUCUCCCAUUCCUACUGCCGGAAUGAGGACAUUGUGAGGUUAGCUUGUUCGGAUGUGGGAUUAAGAGGCAUGUACGGCAUGAUCACUAAAAUCUUAACAAGGGGCUUGGACUUGCUGCUUAUCUUCUUCUCUUAUGUGAUGAUCCUCAAAACCGUGCUGAGCAUCGCGUCCCAAGCGGAGUGCCUCCGGGCUCUGAACACCUGUGUCUCCCACCUCUGCGCCGUCCUGCUCUUCUACACACCAGAUUUCAGCCUGUCUGUGAUAACCAGAUUUGUGAAGGACGCAUCUCCUUUGCUUCGGAUUAUUCUGAGCUACGUCUCCCUGCUUGUCCCACCCCUGAUGAACCCGAUCGUGUACAGUGUGAAAAGCAAACCCCUGCGUGAGAGGAUAAUCAAGGUGUUCAUCAAGUGA